This is a messenger RNA of Dentiscutata erythropus, 1209 nucleotides long. NCBI's taxonomy places the organism in Eukaryota, Fungi, Glomeromycota, Glomeromycetes, Diversisporales, Gigasporaceae. The record is from the annotation of a GenBank genome assembly.
AUGGUUCUUGGAAACAGAGCAGUUGUUGAAACAUGGAUAAUAUUUCAAUUUUUUAAUGUCAUACCUUUAUGUUUUUUAUUCCUUCAAUUUCUUCAUAAGGGAAAACAUUAUACUAUAGCUUGCCUUAGUAUAACAACGAUAUUUGAUUGUAUAAUAAGUGUACCCGUUGCUUUACAAUAUUAUUUUAUCAACCAAAGUUCUAUAACGUCAACACCUCAAAAUACCUCAACAACAAACGACUCGAUUACUACUGAUAAUGAUACUGAAACCUCUCCGACGAUGUUAUUAAUUGCUCUCGAUGGCACUGCUAAUAUAGAACCUAUUUGCAUCGCUCAAGCUUACGCAUUAUAUUUUAUAGAAUUAAGUAUUGGGUUUUGGAUCUUUUGCUUAAUGAUUAAUAUGUGGUUGUUGUUAGUUAAAGCUACGAGCGAUAUUGAGGCCAAAUGGUUCAAGGUUAUGUAUACGAAUGAUCCUAUUUUGCGCUCUUUUUGUUGUCUUGUCUUUUAUAAAACUUGUUGGAAUACAACAAAUGUUUGCAGAGCGAUGGCCCUAAUGUCGCCACAUAUAAAUGCUUAUUUCAACACAAUUUUGGCAUUUGGUCUCUUCUUAAUCUUUGGUACAACUCAAGAAGCUCUACGUUCUUUACUUCUUUGUAUAUGUUUAAAGCCCAUAUUCCGUAAACGAUCAUCUAUUGCUUCAUUUGUUGGUAGUCCUGAGCAUAAUUCAAUGAAUGAUGAUGAUACAUCGGCAAUGGCAGUUAACGGAGAAGAUGAUGAUAUUGAGAUGGACUCAGAGAUGGAGAUAUCAAUUGUUGAGCCUCCACCUAGCACAUUCGGAAAUUUGAAAAGGACAACAUCAUUCAGUAAAUAUAAAAUAGGAGAUGAUGUUUUAAAAUUUGAAGAAAUUAGAUGGGGUAACGUGUUUAGAAAUUAUAGCAUUGGCAGAAAUGGUCGUCAUAAUUAUGGAGGAAAUAAUAAAUCAGACAAGAAUGGUGGUGAUAAUAGUACUAGUGCAAUUAAUAGUGCAAUUAAUAGCGUUAAAAGUUUUAAAAGUUUUAAAAGUUUUAAUAGAUUUCUUGAAAUAGAGAAUAAAAUAACAGUAAGUUUAACGAACAAUGACCAGAUAAAUUCCGAUAUUUUAUCUUCGACACCACCACCACCACCCAUUCCUUUCAUGCAACCUAAAACGCCCGGAUCAAUGAGAAAUUAA